UAAUAUUUUCCGCCAGAGUCACAUGUGGCACGAGUGCAAAUGACACAAAACUGCUAGUUAAUUCGUUUUGAUGCUGCAGCUCUCGAUAUGCCGUCAGAUUUUGGGUCCCAGAGUGCUUAUUAUAGUGUGUGUUACCGUUCAAACGAUAUUUAAUUUAGUUUAUCCAGGAAAAAUGAAGCAGUGUGUGAUUUUGACCGUGGCUUGGCUCCUCAUGUUUCUCCUUUUGCUCUACGUUACGGGACCGCUUUUGAAGGUGCAGAUUGAGAAGAACGAAAAAUUGGAGCAAAACCUGCGCGUCAUCUCUAAGCGAUUGUCCCACGCAUUCCGACAGUUGGAAAAACUCAGAAGACAUUACGAAGAGUUAAAAAAGAUGAUUAAAGUCGGCUUUUCGUAUCAAAAUAAAACCAUCAGGACUUUGUUGGAGAGAGAGAAGGCAAUGAACGAAGGGUCGGCCAUAAAGGCUUGCAACCCUGUGCCCCCGAGGAUUGAGUACGAGCAGACGAGACGAAUGAUCCAUUCUGCAGUGCGGGACAUGUGGUCGUAUUUGGAAACCAGGUUUAAAUCAAUAUUGGAUACCCAUGAGAGCGAGAACAAGUCUUUCCCCGAGGAGGUGAAAAGUCUGCUUGUGGGAUCAGCGGGACGGAUUCAGUUUAUUUUGAAGUACCUGGACAAACUGCCAAGCGUGGACGGUCACGCGAGUUGGCGCCAGUCUGAAGCCAGAUAUUUGAGCACGAUCAUCCAAAAUAGAAUCAAACUGCUGCAAAAUCCACCGAAUUGUGCGGCGGCGAAAUAUCUGAUGUGCCAAUUCAGUUCGGAUUGCAACCGUCUCGCUUGCCGGCUGGAAAGGGUGACUGCGUGCCUAGCUGAGGCGUACCGAAUGCUCAGAACGCUCGUCAUCGACGACAACGCGUGGAACACGAAUUUCCUGCCGCUCAGUCAAGUGUGCAGUGAUAUUCAAAAUAAGGAAGAAUAUGUUGGCGUCCCUUGGCCUGGGUCUCCCCACGACAUGAGGAUCGACCUGAGCCAGGAUGAAAACGUGUUCAGCUGGAAAGUUGUUCCAUACGAUUUUUCCCAGCAUUUGAACAGACUCAGAGGUGAUCCCCUUCUCUGGUGGAGAGGACAACUUUACUCGUACUUGAUGCGGCCUCUGCCAACCAUGAACAAUCUUUACCACCGCGUCAAAGAAAGGAUCAAAUUUUAUCGAAAUCCGAUAAUUGGAAUUUGCGUGGACGAUGAAGGCCUGUUGGACGACCUGAUCAGCGUCGUUGAGCACCGAUACUCGCAGUUGGAAAUGAAGGAUAUUUCGCUGCAGAGGCGAAUUUUCAUUUCAAGCAAUAACUGGGACAUACCACAAAAGAUUAAAAAGAUAUAUCCGCACAUCGACACCAUGUAUGUUUCCGAGGAAUUAAUGAUAGAGGUUGGAGCUGAAGAAUUUGCAGAAGAUCGGUUUGAGUUUCAGAAGGAUAUACUUGAUGUCCACUUCUUGCAAAACACCGAGUUCAUAAUAUCUGCAAGCCAAAGUAACAAGCUUUGUCACAUUGCUCUGGCACUGAAAAUGAACCACACAGACGCUCAAAUGGUGUCUCUAGGGAACAUCAGCGCCUCCGACCACAAAAGAUAUUUGGACUAUAUGUGCAUCAUUAAACAUGUAGCUCAAAAUGAAGAGGAAAUAGACCUCAACCUAGGAGAUUCAGUGAUAAACGUGGAAAAAUUGCCAAACGGCUACUCAAAGGGCGUCAAUAAGGUCAGCCGACGGGCAGGAUUGUUUCCCUCAUACAAAGUUGCUGGCCUCACUAGAUACAAAAAAUUUUACGACUUUAAAGGGACUGUUUCAACAACCAAGAUAACCACUAAAGCAGAGCAAACAACAGAGGAGGUGUAUGAAUAUGAGGACUAAAUAAUUACUAAAUC
This is a messenger RNA of Cloeon dipterum, 1911 nucleotides long. Its product is annotated as alpha-(1,6)-fucosyltransferase-like. Lineage: Eukaryota; Metazoa; Arthropoda; Insecta; Ephemeroptera; Baetidae. Gene Ontology annotation, biological process: protein N-linked glycosylation. Gene Ontology annotation, molecular function: alpha-(1->6)-fucosyltransferase activity; protein binding. The record is from RefSeq and is a predicted model, not a curated record. The coding region runs from base 71 to 1897 and encodes 608 amino acids. The transcript has 10 exons.